AUGAGAAAGAUGCCCUUCGACCGGGAGAACGGACUAGUCUACACCGAGAGGGUCAUGAAGGCGAAUGGCCAUAGAAGAUGCUUCUAUGAUAAGCACCACAUGCCUUCACUCGAAUUACCCAAACAUCCAGAUCGUGGUGCCAGGUCGCUAGUCGACAUGGCGAAAGGAACACUCUUCCGAAACACGGACAUGCUCGACGCUAGCUCUUUGCAAGGUCUGACACAAGGAGUAAUCGAACAACUAUGGAGAUGGGCGAACGAUUGCAAUGCAGUAUCCCUUCAUGUCUGGCAAGUUUUCGCACGCACCAAUCGUUUGAUGGUGCACGACAUGAAAAAACGCCGCAUCCCGUGUAUGAGGCCAGCAUGUCUUGCAUCAAUUGCAAAUGAUGCCAACAUGGCUUGGCUCGUUCGUCUUACGAUCAAGGAUUUGGCCAUCGACAUGGACGAUGCCAUCUCGAUAAGGAAAAUACCGAACCUUCAAACGUUCUACAUUCGAGGAUCAGGUGCUAGACAGGAAGGCGUCUCUGACCGAAUCUUGCGGGCCUGGGCGUCUGCAGCGAAGGAUUUAGGAGCGAUGUCCAAGCUCGAGCUGAUGUUCCUUGGCGCACAAUGGGACCUCACUCCGCACUCUCUGCAGUACCUGAGCCAUUUCCCUGCUCUACAGGUGUUCACUGUGUUUAGAUGUGGAGGAUACUGGGAGGAAGCUAUUCGCAAAGGACAAGGCGUAGCAGGCUGGAGUCUCUGCAAUCCCAAUCCUGUACAGCAGCUGAUCAGAAGUAACACCCGUGCUGGGUGCGACCUCGCGACCAUAUGGGCAGAGUUCGCCAAGAAUUUCAUAGCCAAUGCCAAAGGCAUUGCUUCAAGCAACAAGCCGGUGCUGCAAUUGAUCGGCUCCUAUAACCCUCGCAAUGGGCGCAAGAAACCCCGACAUAGAGACUGGAAAGACCCGAUUUUCUCGUUCCAGCGAGACACAAAGUUUCAAGCUGUGGCACCUGAAGCGACUGCACAGCCUGUGGCGAAGCGGCGGAAGCUCAAUAACAACGUAGGAGCCGCGAACUAUGAGCUGAUGACUGGCAAUGUUUGA
Molecule: messenger RNA, 1083 nt
Organism: Cercospora beticola
Lineage: Eukaryota; Fungi; Ascomycota; Dothideomycetes; Mycosphaerellales; Mycosphaerellaceae
Source: RefSeq, a predicted model, not a curated record